Thlaspi arvense is the source of this 3522-nucleotide messenger RNA. The record is from the annotation of a GenBank genome assembly. Lineage: Eukaryota; Viridiplantae; Streptophyta; Magnoliopsida; Brassicales; Brassicaceae.
AUGGCAGAGAAGACUCUCGACAAAUUGAAUUUUCUCUCUCUCGUCUCCAAUGUCUGUAAUGAACUGGAGACGCAUGUAGGUCAAGCGCCAAAGGUUUUGGCCGAGUUCCUCAUAGAUAUUGGCCGCCACUCUGAGACCGUUGAUGAAUUCGUUAAGAGGUUGAAGGAGGACGACGCAGAGAUGCCGGAUUAUUUACUUCGCUCGCUGUUAACUGUAAUCCACGGGAUUUACCCGCCGAAGCCCAAGUCUGAGAAGAAGGUAGAGGAUCUAGACGACGGAGAUAUGGAGAGAUUCCAAAUUUCAGCGAUUAAGGAUACCAAGGACACAGGGAAUGCGCUUGAAAGAGAAGUUCCGGAGCGACAUAGAGAAGAGGAUCGGGAUAGGGUUUGCGACCGGAGAGAAUCUGGUAGGGAUCGAGAUGAUAGAAAGAGACCCCGUGGAGAUGAUGAUGGUAGAGGAAGAAGAAGUGAUAGGCAUAGAGAAAGAGCUCGUGGCGAUGGAAGAAGUGACAGACGUGACUACUCGGAGGAUAGAUUCGGUGGUACGAAUGAGCCGGAGUUGUAUCAGGUAUACAGAGGUAGAGUAACUAGGGUUAUGGAUUCAGGAUGUUUUGUUCAACUCGAUAGAUUGAGAGGAAAAGAAGGUCUGGUUCAUGUUUCUCAGAUGAGUAGUAGAAGGGUUGAAAAGGCCAGAGAUUUUGUGAAGCGGGGUAUGGAGGUUUUCGUCAAACUAAUAUCUAUUUCGAAUGAAAAAUACAGUCUUUCUAUGAGAGAUGUUGAUCAGAAGACGGGCAGAGAUUUGAUCCCUCUGAAGGAGCCUUCACACGAUGAUGAUUCAUCCAGGAGUAAUCCAUCAUAUAGACCAACCAAGACUGGGAUUUCGGGAAUCCGGAUUGUGGAGGAGAGUGAUGCUGCGCCUUCACGCAAGCCAUUGAAGAAGAUGAGCUCCCCUGAGAGGUGGGAAGCUAAGCAGUUGAUUGCCUCUAGUGCCUUGAAAAUGGAUGAUUUUCCAGAUUAUGAUGAGGACAGAGACGAAGGUGCUGAAGAAGAACUUGAGAUUGAGAUGAACGAAGAAGAGCCUGCUUUCUUACAAGGCCAUACCAGGUGCUCUGCUGACAUGUCUCCAGUAAAGAUCUUCAAGAAUCCUGAAGGUUCCUUGAGUCGUGCCGCUGCACUUCAGUCUGCCCUCACUAAGGAGAGGAAAGAGAUGAGGGACCAGCAGCAAAGAGCGAUGCUUGACUCGAUCCCGAAGGAUCUGAAUCGUCCUUGGAAAGAUCCUAUGCCUGAAUCUGGUGAAAGGCAUCUUGCCCAGGAGCUUAGGGGUGUGGGGUUGUCAGCUUGCGACAUACCUGAGUGGAAGAAGGAUGCUUUUGGGAAAACACCCACUUUUGGACAGAGAUCAAAGCUUUCUAUCAAGGAGCAAAGGGAGAGCCUACCUAUAUACAAGUUGAAAAAGGAGCUGAUACAAGCUGUUCACGAUAAUCAAGUCUUGGUGGUUAUUGGUGAGACUGGAUCCGGGAAGACAACACAGCUUACUCAAUAUCUUGCCGAGGCAGGUUACACAACAAAAGGAAAGAUUGGGUGUACCCAGCCUCGUAGGGUCGCUGCAAUGUCUGUCGCCAAGAGAGUGGCUGAGGAGUUUGGCUGUUGUUUGGGAGAGGAGGUAGGGUAUGCGAUUCGGUUUGAGGAUUGUACUGGACCAGAUACAGUGAUCAAGUACAUGACCGAUGGUAUGCUUCUCAGGGAGGUUCUGAUAGAUGAAAACCUCUCUCAAUACUCUGUGAUCAUGCUUGAUGAAGCUCACGAGCGGACAGUUAACACUGAUGUGCUGUUUGGUCUUUUAAAGAAGCUGUUGGAACGCAGGCCUGACCUUCGUCUGAUAGUCACGUCUGCCACAUUGGAUGCAGAGAAAUUCUCUGGGUAUUUCUUCAACUGUAACAUUUUUUCAGUUCCUGGAAGAGCCUUCCCUGUUGUGAAUCUGUAUGUGAAACAGCCAGUAAGCGAUUACUUGGAUGCAGCUCUGGGAAUAGUUCUCGAGAUUCACUUGACUGAGUCGGAGGGUGACAUUCUCCUCUUCUUGACGGGACAGAAAGAAAUCGAUUAUGCAUGCGAGUCUCUGCACGAUAAAAUGAAGAUGCUUGGUAAAGGAGUUCCUAAACUCAUCAUACUUCCUGUUUACAGUGCCCUUCCUAGUGAAAUGCAGUCUAGAAUAUUCGAUCCUGCCCCUCCUGGUACGCGGAAAGUGAACGUGUAUAAUCCAAAGCAAGGGAUAGAAUCGCUAGUCGUAACUUCAAUCUCACAGGCGUCUGCGAAGCAGAGGGCUGGACAUGCUGGUCGGACCGGUCCGGGGAAAUGUUACCGUCUCUACACCGAGAGCACACACAACAACGAGAUGGUUCCUACAUCAAUCCCUGAGAUCAAGAGGAUUAAUCUUGGAAUCACAACGCUGACCAUGAAAGCAAUGGGCAUUAACGACCUGUUAUCAUUUGACUUCAUGGAUCCACCCCAACCGCAGGCUUUGAUCUCUGCUAUGCAACAGCUGUACAGCCUGGGGGUUUUAGAUGAGGAAGGAUUGUUGACAAAGCUAGGAAGAAAAAUGGCGGAGUUUCCUCUUGAACCACCGCUCUCUAAAAUGUUGCUGACGAGUGUGGAUCUCGGGUGCAGCGAUGAGGUUUUAACGAUGAUUGCUAUGAUCCAGGCGGGCAACGUAUUCUAUAGACCGAGGGAGAAGCAAGCUAAAGCAGACGAAAAAAAGGCCAAGUUUUUCCAGCCUGAAGAUGACCACUUGACAUUGCUAACUGUAUAUGAAGCUUGGAAGGCCAAGAACUUCUCAGGUCCAUGGUGUUUCGAAAACUUUCUACAGUCACGAUCAUUACGGCAUGCUCAAGACGUGAGGAAACAACUUGUCAGCAUCAUGGACAAGCAUAAACUAGAUGUUGUAAGCACGGGAAAGAAUUUCACCAAGAUAAGGAAAGCAAUCACGGCAGGACUCUUCUUUCAUGUAGCAAGAAAAGAUCCGCAGGAAGGUUACAGGACGCUAGUGGAGAACCAACCGGUUUACAUUCACCCGAGCAGCGCGCUGUUCCAGAGGCAACCGGAUUGGGUGAUAUAUCAUGAUGUUAUGAUGACGAGCAGAGAGUAUAUGAGAGAAGUGACUGUGAUCGACCCAAAGUGGCUUAUUGAGUUAGCUCCAAGGUUCUUCAAAGCCGCUGAUACGACCAAAUUGAGUAAGCGUAAGCGCCAAGAACGGAUCGAGCCUCUGUAUGAUCGACAUCCUAGUCUUUACAGAAAUUAUGUGCUAGAAAAAGAAGAUGUUGAAAACCUUGGUCUUAACAUGGAUGAACUUAGCGCAGCUUUGGCGAUAAUGGCAGACAAUUUAAAUGGUCUCAAUGCAGAUAAGCUAUUUGUCAACGUGAGAUGCUUGACAUUGAUUGGGAAGGCACUUUAUGCUCAUGAUGAGAACUAUCGUUUCAAAAUAGAUUGCGUUUUUGCUUUAGCAGAUCUAGACAAAAGAAAAUACUAA